UGAAGUGAGUUGUUUACUAUUGUCGUGAAGCAAUCCCAUUGCUCCGAGCUAACUCUGCACUCAGUCCAACAGAAGCGAGGGCCAUCAUCAUGACAAAGGGAAGAAGAUCGUUGAUGAUUUCCUCGCUUUUCUUAUACCUGCUGAUGUUGUGCCUGCAACAUACGCCCCUGGCACAUUCCUCCAUUAGCAGCAACAACGACACGUGCAACCUGACGUUAGUGAGAAACUUGUGUGAACUGGAUCUCUUGAACAGAAGCACGGAUAGCAUAAGCGAGGAAGUUACAAGAACUGCACAGUGUUUUGUUAAAGAACCAGAACUCAAUUUAAACGUUAGUCACAGCGAGAGUGAAGAUUUAGACCAAGCAUUUGCCUGUCUGGCUACGGACAUUCAGAGAAUACUCAAAUGCAGUGAAAGUGUCGUAGCGCCUGAUACGUAUAUAAUGAAAUUGUUCUUCGAUGGUACUUUGGAUGACGAAGUGAACAAUACGAAUCUCUAUCGACAUGGCUGUAUGCUUUGCUUCACUGCACAGUUUUACAUGAUACUCUUGAACAGUAUGACAGCUAUAAAUUAUGACACAAAAAUAUGUGAGUUCGCCGGAAGUCAGUCAUUGAACAUCACACUUUGGUAUCAACUAACAGAAGAAGUACAAACAUUUGUUUAUGAAUUAAAUGUCAUGAAACAAAUUAGAUCAUACGAUAAUUUCAAGAACGUUUCAACAAGUCCUUGGUUUGAAAACUUUCUCGAUAUUGAAACUUGGAGAAACUAUGAAUUCAACGUGAGAACGUACAUAAUGAGUUUGAUGGACGAUCCAGAGUCUGAGCUUGGUGAUAACGUGAUGAUUCUCAUACUCUUCCUUCAUGGAACACUAUUUCUAAUCGGUUUCAUCGGCAACGUAAUUCUUUUCUUAAUUUUCGCUCGACAUAGGGAAAUGCUUUCAUCUAAUAAUGUUAUUAUACUUAAUCUUGCUAUUGGCGACAGUUUCUCCCUUAUAUGCAAUAUCAUAGUUUCAUAUAUGUACAAUUUAUCUGGUUCCAUGGUAGUGGGCUUCUUGGUCUGCCUGUCAAUCACACUCUUCAUCCCACUGAGUACUGGGAUAUGUGUUUACUCUGUGACAAUGUUAAGUAUUCAGAGAUAUUUUGCACUUACUCAUAUGGGGAAGGACCGCGGAUGUAGAAUUCUCAGACGCUUCAGCUCUGUCCUCUUCAUAUGUACUAUAUGGGUCCUAGCAUGUGCAUCUGCUGUUCCUCAGUUUCUGAAGACGGAGUUCUAUGAAGAUUACUGCACUGUUGAACUUACAGACUUUGUUACACUGUUCAACGUUGUAGUGUAUUGUGUCAUACCUCUCCUUCUCAUGGCAACAUUUUCUACAGCAACUUCAUGGAAAAUGAGACAGAGCGUCCAGAAAAUGCCCGGUGAAGUUCUGGGUCAGCAGAAAGCCAGAAAUGCCCGUACAAGGAGUGCAAAUAUACUUAUAGGCUUAAUUGUCGUUUUUGCAAUCAGCUAUGUUCCAUAUUAUCUCUUUUUGUUUGCGUAUAAAUAUUUUAACUUGGAGAAAAUCGGCUUCAAUCAAAUGUUCAUAAUUUCAUACUCUCUGAUCUUUGUGAAUUCUUGUUGUAAUCCAAUAGCCCUGUAUGCCGCGAGUGGAAAUUUUAGACAGUAUUUUAACCGGUAUCUGCUAUGGUUCUGUCGUUUUAGAUUAAAAUGCUGCAGAAGAAAAGAUGACGGCGAAUCAGUUUCCCAGACUACCCAGAAAUCUUCUAUUAAUUCUUCAAGCCUUUAGACUUGAAGAAUUAUGAGAGGAACUUAUGUUUUAGUUUGAUUUUAUUUCUUAUGGUACAAUUUUAAUCAGGGUUUGAAAUUAUGUUCCAAGACUUUUUACUGUAGAGGAUGUUUUUGGAUACAAUAUCCAAUUUAAAGGUAAAUAAUCAUGUUUCAUUAAAAUUCCAUAAUUUUUUAUAAUUGCUGGAACAACAUAUUUACUAAUGCAAUUGCCAAGACAACUAAAAAAACUAUCCCUGUAACAGGCCGUGGAGGCCCAUAGGGUUGUGAGACGUCGAGGCUCCCACAUUUUUUAGAUAAUUGGCUCACAGAUGAAGGUGAGUAUUCAGCCUUAUGAGCCGAGUCAAGACAACUAACAGAGUUUUAAUUACAUAGGGUAAUAAUUCUUAAGAACGGUAACACCAUUCAAUAUUACAAGUCAUUAGUAACAAUAAACAUUAAAUAAUCAUUGUCAGGUUGGAUAAUUUUUUACCACCACUCUAUUAUUCCCACUUUAACAACUGCAAUCUUACAUUAGUCAAAUAUUUGUGUUAUGAUGUUUCAGAUUCAUUCAAAAUUCAUUUUUCUGAGCAAUUGUAAAUAUUGAAAAUUUAUAUACCCUUGAAACAACAUUAUCCCGCGUAGCCGUAAUACUUAUAGUAAUGUAAUUUCUACAAGAAUCGUUUUCUUAUUGUAAGAUGAAUUAGAGGCUGUCCUCAGUUUACAUUCAAACUGUUUAAUAUAAAACUCCAAAAUAUUUGCCGUAAAAUGUUACAACUUUUUCCUCGAUUGUCGUUUGUUUUUUAAUAAGGUUGUAUAUUCUGAAGGCAAUAUAGGCUUUUGGUUCAUAGAUUAAAUGUAAUCGUUUUGUGUAAUAAUCUUCAAAUGUUCACCCAACACUUCAUCCUCCACCAAGUUGAUAUACAUCCGGAUGGAAUUCAGAUCUCGAACCCAGUGAUAUACUUAUAUAAAACGUGUGGGUAACCAUGCUCUUGAAUCCACUCUAAAAUCCAUUACAACUACAAUUAUAUGUUUUAUAGGAGUAGAAAUUUGUAUCCUGGAAGAUAAAAGAAAUGGAAACUGUUUCAGAAUGUUCCUCUUUCUGUUUGCAACUUAACUGUUACGAUGGGAAGACAAGGAAAAUGAAAAUUCUAGCAGAGAAAAUAUAACGAAUCUCUUUUAUUUCUAAUACUGCUCCAGAGGGGUGAAAUAUAUGUGAAAGUAUUUCAUUUUCGAAACUACUGUCGGGAGGAAAAUGUGAUAGAACUAAAAAUGUUUAAGUAAUAUAUAUAUAUAUAUAUACCCGUAUGUGUGUGUGUGUGUUAAAUUACGAACAUAUAAUACUGCAGAAUCUGUAAUAUUUACGACUGUAUCUUCUGAAAUAUGUUCACGUGAAAUUCAUCUUCUGAACCGAGAGAAAGAAAUAAGAUCAGCUCCAACAGUAGCAUCACAGCAAUAAUAGUGACAAUGAUGAUGUGAUGAUGAUGAUAAUGAUAAUCAGUAUUUAGAUUUCAGUGCAUUUGUGGGGAUAUAUAUAGUAUAUAUGUAGUACUAAAGCCUUAUCGUGGAGAGGAGGUUUGCGUGGCCCUACUACCCGCAUAGUUAUGCUGGUGAGAGCGUCAGCUCCUGCUAGGGCGACCCAUGUCAAACCGGUCAAAAGGUAGGGGCCAGACGAAGCAUAGUGCCUGAUCCUUUGGGUUGGGGUUUUAGCGCGGGCCUAAUGACCCAACCCCGGGAAAUAUUUACUGCUACGAAACCACCACAGCCUAUGGAGGAGGCUAAGUCCCACACAAGGAGGUAGCGCCAGUGAAGAACAUAUCUAUGCAAUCUCGUAUAAAAUUAAAUAAAGUAGAAGGUAACUAUUUUAGGGCAGUGAAUAAUAUUUAUGUACAUUGUGUAUGUGUUUCUUUAGUCCACUUUUAACUGAACCGUUUACAUAACAUUCUCAAGACCACAACGCUUCUUUCAACACCCGGUCUUGGAAAUUCCGGCUGCAAUUUCAGUGCCAGUCAAGGUCAGGAACUUGAGAACAAAGAUGAAUCUGAAUCCUGCUGGCCAAGAGGAUCCCACACGCUGCCAUAAUGCUAGCCUUCUGAACUCCC
This is a messenger RNA of Cryptotermes secundus, 3861 nucleotides long. RefSeq names its product neuropeptide CCHamide-2 receptor. The record is from RefSeq and is a predicted model, not a curated record. The transcript has 2 exons. Gene Ontology annotation, biological process: G protein-coupled receptor signaling pathway. Gene Ontology annotation, cellular component: membrane. NCBI's taxonomy places the organism in Eukaryota, Metazoa, Arthropoda, Insecta, Blattodea, Kalotermitidae. The coding region runs from base 90 to 1781 and encodes 563 amino acids. Gene Ontology annotation, molecular function: G protein-coupled receptor activity; glutamate-gated receptor activity.